Molecule: messenger RNA, 1233 nt
Organism: Amoebophrya sp. A25
Lineage: Eukaryota; Dinophyceae; Syndiniales; Amoebophryaceae
Source: the annotation of a GenBank genome assembly
GAAAGCGUUUCCAUAGACGCGCUGCCAACGUUGUUGUCGAAGUUUUUGGCAGUAGGAGAUUUGGCAGCAACGAGAGCGAGAGGGCUGCAGGUUAUGACGGGAGUACAGCUUGUUCUUGAUGAAAACCUUUCAGUUUGAAGCAUGACUUGUGCUUCGUGAUCAUGCUUGGACCCGCAUCCACCAAGAUUGUUUCAGUCACUGCAAGUACGAUAAAACGACUGGUGAUCUCUUUCGUCUUAGCUUCUAAAAUUACCGAAGCGAAUCCUCGACGUUUGCAGCUCCCCAACGUGAACAAGAUUGUCCAGAUUGUGAACCGCGAAUUCGACGACGCGCAUCGAGACAUCUUCAGCUGUGUCGAAAUCGACGUCAGGAAUGACCCUCUAGCCGCGUUGGCAGAUCCGUCAGGGGCACAGCUGUACCAGAAAAAAGGGGGCGUGAAAGCUUUCAAAUGCUUUCCGAGAGAUUUGGAGUAUCAUCCUCGAGUCGGGGACCCGGUGUUUGUUUGGGACAGUAGUGCAACUGGGAGUAGUGCUGGUGCUAUUGGGGGUAGUGUUGGCGGAGGUGGUACUGGUAGUGCUGGCGGAGGUGGCUCUGGUAAUGCUAGAUCACAGACACAGAGAAGUCGGGGUAUAGUGUUGGCGAUUUUUCCUGGAGGCUAUUUGCAGGUUCAAGUUUGUGCCGAUGAGUCUUCAUCUAAGAAGCGAGAUGGAGAUUCUGCUGGUACGGUUCGUGUUGUCAGCUUACAUCACAUUCGUCGCUAUGACCCAGUAGAGGACCUUGUUGGAGGAGGUGAAAGCUCUCUACUAAACUCAUCCAAACUGCCAGAAGGAGAAAAAGUUACCUGCUUGACCAGCCAUUUGAGUAGCCAUGGUGUGAUCAAUGUUGGUGACAUUGCUAGAAUUUGUCUGCCGGAUGGCGGUGCAGGGGCUCUGACUGAUGUACCUACCCCAUCAGCAUCUAGCACAUCGAAACGUCGACUCCAUACUGGUCAAUUCAUUCGGGUCAUCCGAGAGGUACCAGUCGAAGACUUUGCAGCGGAACGAUCACAAAUUGUGAGUUCUAUGGUCUCAGAUCUUCAGCCACACUACGAUGGUGGAGGAGGUGCUAGUGAAAGUAAGGGGACAACAGCUGUUGGCGACCAAGAAAUCGACGAAAUUGAUACGCAAGACGUGCAUCACCUGACAAGAAGAGUAGAGAGGGAAAUCGAUACUUGGCUUUAUCCGGCGUCUGCUG